Molecule: messenger RNA, 2970 nt
Organism: Purpureocillium lilacinum
Lineage: Eukaryota; Fungi; Ascomycota; Sordariomycetes; Hypocreales; Ophiocordycipitaceae
Molecular function (GO): protein-containing complex binding; protein binding
Source: RefSeq, a predicted model, not a curated record
AUGAGGCGCGGGCGCUCCCCCGGCUCGGCGUCGCCCUACCGGGCGCUCGCCCACCACCAGCAGGCUGCCUCUCCCGCGACCUUGACCGACCCGACAUCCCUCAUCCGCUCCUUCGACGUCGACACUAAUCCGGCUCGCCCGGUACGGCCCUCCCCCCUCGCAGCCUCGACCAUUCGAGACAUGCCGCUGGACCUAGUCCAGCGCAUCCGGUCGUUUCCCUUGUUCCAGUCCGCCCCGGAGGACUUCCUCGUCGCCAUCGGCAACCACCUUAAACCGCAAAUCCACGGCCCCAACGACCACAUCAUCACCGAAGGCGAUGAAGCCAAGGCCAUGUACUGGCUCGUGCGAGGCGUCGUCGCCGUCACGUCGCGCGAUGGCGAGGCCGUCUACGCAGAAUUGAAGCCCGGCGCCUUCUUUGGUGAGAUUGGCGUCCUCAUGGACAUGCCCCGGACGGCGACCAUCGUCGCCCGGACCAAAUGCCUCCUGGUCGUCCUUAAGAAGGAGGACUUGCAGCUGGUCAUGCCCAAGUUCCCUGACAUGCAGCGCGCCAUUCUCGAGGAAGCUCAAGAGCGGCUUAAUCUUCUCAAGAAGAAGCGCCUCGAGGGAGGCGUCAGUACAAAGUCCCCUACCGGCGAUCUUGCCUCACGAGCUGCCGCGCCUGGCGAGGUGUCGAAAGGCGAAAGUGGCGUAAUUAAGGAUGGCGCUGUUGUCAACUCAAAGAAACGCAAAUCGCCCAGCCCCGGCAUCAUUGAGGACCCGGCCGCAGGUAGUGCCAUUGGAAGUGGCUUCGUCAACAUCAGGAAAACACUUAAGGAGCUGCCCCUAUUCUCGACUCUGCCACCCGAUAUUCUUCACUUCUUGGGACUCAGCGUGCAGCCCAAGACGUACCCUCCAUUCACAGACAUUAUCCGCCAAGGAAGCCCCGGCAACGAAAUAUACUUUAUCGUUCAAGGAGAGGCCGAGGUGAUCCACGAGCAACCUCGAGAGCGCAGCGAGCAUCAGUCAACAGGCGUUCCCAUCUAUUCUCGACCACGUCUCAAGUCUGGUCAGUACUUUGGUGAGGUAGCGAGCCUUGGACUUUCGCCCGGCCGGACGGCGACGGUUCGAUCAAUAACAACGGUCGAAUGCCUGAUGGUCCCGGGCAACGCCUUGGAAGAGCUGUGGCAACGUUGUCCGCCGGAUAUCCGUUCGCAGGUGGAGCAGACCGCGAGAAUACGAUUCGAAAGCCAUCCUGGUGACGAGGACGUUGACAUGGCAGACGCCGACACGAGCGAAAAGGCAGCUUCGGAUCCCGUCACGCCCUCAACGGCGGGUCGGGGCCCACUGCCAAACCUGACCUUCACCACUCCGUCGAUGCCGGCCUCACCCAGCAAGGACGACUCAGACAUCAUGGAACCGAAGGACCCCGACCCCUUUUUGAGCGUCAACAUGGAGAAUUUACGGAACCGGCGGCGACACUCCAUUGCGCCACCCACGCCACAGACGGACUCGAGUGGCCUGCAACACGGCGGACGCUCGUUAAUCGACACAAGCCCCGUAAGGUUUCCCAUCGCUCCCUCACCGCCGGAUACAGAUGUGCGCGUCAAGCGUGCCAAGACAUUGCGGCGGCGGCCACAGUCCCAGUCUUCUAGCGUUGCCUUGCCUGACUCCGUCCUGGUGGGAAUCUUCAAACACUUGGACGUUGGCGAGCUUAUGAAGCUGCGCAUAGUCAGUAGGCAUUGGCGCGAGAUCUUGUCCACGUCUCCUGACGUGUGCAACAAUGUGAACUUGUCACACUACAGCCGUUCUGUGGGCGACGAGGUCAUUAUCCGAUAUCUCGGCCCCUUCAUUGCGGGCCGAGCCGUUACUGUGAAUCUCAACAACUGCUUCCAUAUUACGGAUGAGGGGUUCUCGGCUCUCUGGAAGCAUUGCGGCAAGAAUGUCAAGCAGUGGCGCAUGAGGUCCGUGUGGGACGUCUCCGCAAAUCAGAUUCUCGAGAUGAGCGAAAACUCCAAAGUCCUCGAGGAAGUCGACUGGAGCAACUGUCGUAAGGUUGGCGAUAAUCUUCUCGGCCGGGUUGUUGGCUGGGUCGUGGCGGCCUCUCCGUCGACGAGCAAGAGUGUGGUCAUCUCGUCGAGCCACGCCAAGGACAAGAAGCACGCGAAGAAGGACGAGUCGAAGCACGCGGCGCCCGCGCCAGGAACCGUGUUUGGGUGCCCGAGACUGAAGAAGCUGAAUCUGUCGUAUUGCAAACACAUCACUGACCGAUCGAUGGCGCAUCUUGCCGCCCACGCGGCCAACCGCCUACAGUCGCUCUCUCUCACACGAUGCACAUCCAUCACGGACGCGGGGUUCCAGACUUGGGCACAGCACAGAUUCGAGAAGCUGACGAACCUCUGCCUGGCGGACUGCACCUACCUCUCCGACCACGCCAUCGUGGCACUCGUCAACGCGGCGAAGAACCUGACGCACCUUGAUCUCUCGUUCUGUUGCGCUCUGUCCGACACGUCGACCGAGGUGGUGGCCCUGGGGCUGCCAAGGCUAAAGGAGUUGCGGCUCGCGUUUUGCGGUAGCGCCGUGAGCGACAGCAGCUUGGAGAGCAUCGCACUGCACCUUAACGAGCUGGAAGGCCUCAGCGUUCGCGGCUGUGUCAGAGUCACAGGCACGGGCUUGGAAAAUAUCCUGCGCGGUUGCUCGCGUCUCAGGUGGACAGACGUGAGCCAAUGCCGCAACUUGGAGGCGUGGCUCCGGACAGGGAGCCUGGCAAAAUGGGGCUAUGACGACCGCGCGGCGAAGCCUGUGCUAACGACGGGUCUAUCCCCUGCGCUCUUGCAGGAGGGCAUCGGCGAAAUACCGGUGCCCAAGACGAUGAGCGUGGCGAUGCUCACGACGCCGAGCUUCAUGCCACGGUCCAGUCUGGGAUUCCUGGGCCGGCGGACGAAGCAACCCGUGCGGUUCAUCGUGGAAAAGGGCACCGAGGGGUUGAGAUGA